AUGAGCAGGCCCCCCUGGAAGAGUCAGCUGUGUGAGAUGGUGCAGCCCAGCGGCGGCCCGGCAGGGGACCAGGACGUGCUGGGUGAAGAGUCUUCUCUGGGGAAGCCAGCUAUGCCCCACCUACCUUCUGAGCAGGGCACUCCUGAGACCUUCCAACGCUGUGUGGAGGAGAAUCAAGAGCUCCGAGAUGCCAUCCGGCAGAGCAACCAGAUGCUUCGGGAGCGCUGUGAGGAGCUGCAACGUUUCCAAGGCAGCCAGAGGAAGGAGAAGGAGUUCCUCAUGCAGAAAUUUCAGGAAGCCAGGAAACUGGUGGAGAGACUGAGCCUGGAGAAGCUCGACCUGAGGAGACAGAGGGAGCAGGCCCUGCAGGAGGUGGAACAUCUGAAGAGAUGCCAGAAGUUGGCUGAGGACAAGGCGUCAGUGAAAGCCCAGGUGACGUCCUUGCUGGGGGAGCUCCAAGAGAGCCAGAGUCGCUUGGAGGCCGCCAUCAAAGAGCGACAGGCUUUGGAGGGCAGGGCCCGGGCUGCCAGCGAGCAGGCCCGGCAGCUGGAGAGUGAGCGGGAGGCCCUGCAGCAGCAGCACAGCGUGCAGGUGGACCAGCUGCGCAUGCAGAGCCAGAGCGUGGAGGCCGCGCUGCGCAUGGAGCGCCAGGCCGCCUCGGAGGAGAAGCGGAAGCUGGCGCAGCUACAGGUGGCCUAUCACCAGCUCUUCCAGGAGUACGACAGCCACAUCAAGAGCAGCGUGGUGAGCAGCGAGCGGAACCGAGGACUGCAGCUGGAGGACCUGAAGCAGCAGCUGCAACAGGCCGAGGAGGCCCUGGUGGCCAAGCAGGAAGUGAUUGACAAGCUGAAGGAAGAGGCCGAGCAGCACAAGAUAGUGAUGGAGACCGUUCCGGUGCUGAAAGCCCAGGCGGACAUCUACAAGGCCGACUUCCAGGCCGAGAGGCAGGCCCGGGAGAAGCUGGCAGAGAAGAAGGAGAUUCUGCAGGAGCAGCUGGCCCAGCUGCAGCGGGACUACAGCCGCCUGAAGGCCAGCUGCCAGGAGUCUGCCAGGAUUGAAGAUAUGAGGAAGCGGCACGUGGAGGCCUCCCAGGCCCCCGUAGCCCCUGCCCCAGCUCACCCCUCCUUCCACCUGGCCCUGCCCAACCAGAGGAGAAGCCCCCCCGAGGAGCCGCCUGACUUCUGUUGCCCCAAGUGCCAGUAUCAGGCUCCCGAUAUGGACACCCUGCAGAUACAUGUCAUGGAGUGCAUCGAGUAGGGCCGCCUGCUGACGAGUAGCACGGGGCCGCACGGUGCGUG
Messenger RNA from Puma concolor (puma), 1298 nucleotides. The record is from RefSeq and is a predicted model, not a curated record. Lineage: Eukaryota; Metazoa; Chordata; Mammalia; Carnivora; Felidae.